Messenger RNA from Thalassophryne amazonica, 6333 nucleotides. It is a transcript of the gene map3k3, whose product is annotated as mitogen-activated protein kinase kinase kinase 3. NCBI's taxonomy places the organism in Eukaryota, Metazoa, Chordata, Actinopteri, Batrachoidiformes, Batrachoididae. The coding region runs from base 942 to 2795 and encodes 617 amino acids. The transcript has 17 exons. The record is from RefSeq and is a predicted model, not a curated record. Gene Ontology annotation, molecular function: protein kinase activity; protein binding; ATP binding. Gene Ontology annotation, biological process: protein phosphorylation.
CGCGCCUGGACGCAGACGAGCGUAGAGCGCGUUCCCGCCGGCGAGGUGCCUGUGGAGAAUAUGGAGCUGAUCGUGGAGUGGAUUUAACGUGAUCACUUGAUGGACUAAAAGCUGGUUUCGGUGCUGAUAUUUAUUCUGUCAGGACGUGUGACGCAGCAGGAUUUUUUUUUUUAUUAAUUAUUAUUCAUUUGCUUCAACAAACUGACUGCGUCGUUAAGAAGAAGCUAACAAGAAGAAGCGCUCAGAACCAUCUUGACUUUUCUUACAUCAGAGUGUCGUAAAUUCUUCCUACAGUCGCUUUACUGUUCCACACCUGGUUGUAUUAAUGAUAUUAUGUGGACACGCAAAUUCGGUUUAGGGGGCGACAGAGUUACAUUUCAAAUUAAAAGCCCAGAAACGCAAAAUGUGCAAAGUUAGCAAGAAGCGAGGGGAUCAAAAUCACGGAAAUCUGCGGUGCUGCGCGUCACAAAUACCGUGAAUCCACUUGUUUUUGUUGUUGUUAUUGUUCCACAUCGUUUGAUAUCUUGAGAUUUUUAUUUUUUGAGCCUGAACGUGUUCACAUGGAAAUGUUUUGGAAGUUUUUUUAUUCUGAAGCUCCGCGUUGGAGCCGGACUGUUGGAGGAUUUUUCAUUUAAAAAAACAAAAGCAUUUUUUCCCCUCAACUGGAGCAGUUUGUCUGUAAAACUCUUUCCCCAUGUGAAAGUAUUUGUUUGUGCAGCGGUGACAGCGUGACGUUUUUUGUUUUUUUUUUGCUUGUUUUUUCUUGUCACGUUACGUGUCCUGGGGGGCUCAGCCCCCAUGGGGCCUCCCACGCACGCCCACUCACGGAGGACAUGAAUGACGUGAACAACAGCGACCGACGUCAUUCAGGUGACAGGCCGUGGGUGGGCAACACGUUUCUGAAGACCGGUUUGUAAACGACGUGCACCAGCCUCGCCAUAAUGAAUGAGAGGCAGGCUCUCCACUCCAUAAUGAAGGACCUGGUUGCUCUCCAGAUGACACGGCGCCAGCCUAUGUCAUCCUUUGACAGUGGCAAACCCAAGGCCCCGGCCCAACAUGACAGACAGGACGAUGUCAGAAUGAAGUUUGAGUUCUCCGGAGAAAGACGAAUCCUGAUGUUGCCACGUCCUGUAUUAUUUGACGAAAUUCAGCAUAAAAUCAAGACUGUUUUUGGGCAGCAGUUGGACCUGCACUAUAUGAACAACGAGCUGUCCAUCCCUCUGCGGGAUCAGGAUGACCUCGACAAAGCAAUCAACCUACUGGACCGAAGCUCCAACAUGAAGAGCAUCAAGAUCCUGCUGCUCCCACAGGAGCAGAAGAAAACUUCGUCUCCUUCCCACCACAUGCUGUGUAAGCAGGUGAGGAUCCAGUCCUCUCAGUCCACCGGGGACGUGAGCGCAGCCCAUCAGUCCUCCGAGCCCAGGGGGCGCCAUCUGCCCACCGGUUCUCAGAACGUGGGGCGUAGCUCACCGCCACCAGGCUACGUGCCUGAGCGCCAGCAGAGGAUUGCCCGCCAAGGGUCAUACACCAGCAUAAACAGCGAGGGCGAGUUCAUCCCAGAAACCAGCGACCAGUGUGUGCUGGAUCCUUGGAGCAGUGCAGAGAACUCCGUCUCUGGGAGCUGCCAGUCUUUAGACAGCAACUCAGACAGCCCUGUACUGAGGAGGUCCCGGAUGCACAGAGCCAAGAGUUACCCUGAUAAUCGGCAGGAGUGCUCAGACAGGGAGAAUUAUGUCUAUGACAGGGUGGUGGGGAAGGGAGGUACCUACCCCCGUAGGUACCAUGUGUCCCUGCAUCAUAAGGACCACAGUGAAGGUCGGCGAACAUUUCCGCGAAUUCGCCGCCCGCAGGGAAACCUGUUCACUCUGGUGCCCUCACGGCGUUCACUAAAUGGCAGCAAGGAGAGCCUUGGCAGCUGGCAGCUGGUCGACGCUCAGGGCAGACUGCAUCCUCAGGAGCGUUCUGUCGCCCAUAAGUCACCCAGCGCUCCGGUGACAUGGCGGCGGGGGAAGCUGCUGGGCCAGGGAGCAUUCGGCCAGGUUUAUCUGUGUUACGAUGUGGAUACAGGGAGGGAGCUGGCUGCUAAACAAGUCCACUUUGAUCCUGACAGUCCGGAAACCAGCAAGGAGGUCAGCACUUUGGAGUGUGAAAUCCAGUUGCUGAAAAAUCUGCAUCACGAGCGAAUCGUUCAGUACUACGGCUGUCUGAGGGACCGCCCUGAAAGAACCCUCACCAUUUUCAUGGAGUUCAUGCCAGGGGGGUCAGUCAAAGACCAGCUGAAGGCCUAUGGGGCUCUGACAGAAAAUGUGACUCGGAAGUACACGAGACAGAUCCUGGAGGGUGUGUCCUACCUGCACAGUAACAUGAUUGUACACCGAGACAUCAAAGGUGCCAACAUCCUGCGGGAUUCAGUGGGAAAUGUGAAACUUGGAGAUUUCGGUGCCAGCAAGAGGCUGCAGACCAUCUGCAUGUCUGGCAGUGGAAUCCGAUCUGUAACCGGCACCCCCUACUGGAUGAGUCCAGAAGUGAUCAGCGGAGAAGGCUACGGCAGAAAAGCCGACGUCUGGAGUCUUGGCUGUACGGUGGUGGAGAUGCUGACGGAAAAACCUCCGUGGGCCGAGUACGAGGCCAUGGCUGCCAUAUUUAAGAUCGCUACCCAGCCGACCAAUCCGCUGCUGCCCUCGAACACCUCUGAGCAGGCGCAGGACUUCAUUCGCUGCAUCUUUGUGGAGGCAAAACUCAGGCCGAGUGCCGAGGAGAUGCUCAGACAUCCCUUCUCUCAGAUCCUGUGCUGAGAGUUGUGCAAACCAUCCAUGGCAGAAAUUCAGGCCCACUGAACCUUUGCCGCCAUUUAGAUGCAGUGUAAAAAAUACAUAUGGAAUUUCCACUUGGAUCAGUCCAAAGAACAGUUUGACAAGGGGUGUUGUUACAAACAUCACCACCAGGGGGCAGCAAAACACAGUCAUUCAGGAGUCAUGAACCAACAGUGUCUUAAUAUGAACAUGAAGUGCCCGUUCCUCUGUUUACAUUUAACUGUAAGGCAGUUAUGAAAUCAUUUGACCUUCAUUCACUGGGUACCAAGUGAAAGCUGGAGGCUGUUUGGUGCACGAGCAUCCCCGGUGCAUUACUGUUCCUUCCUUUGGUGAUGCCACUUAUUUCUGCUUUUGGAAAGAAAAAUACACCAUCAGAAGUGUAAUUACACUGUUAUAAACAGUUUACUAUGAUGCCCCUUGAAUUAAUUACCAUUAAUUCAUUGAUCACUGUGUAAAUGAAUAGUCAUUUCUUGAAUACAGGAAACAUGACUUAAAUUUGGGGAUCACAUAAACUCGGAACAACCUUUCAUUUUAAGUUCAUUAUCCAUCAUAUAUGUUCAAUAUUUACGCAGAUUUCAUGGUAUAAAAGUGGCAAAAACUUCAAUCAGUUUUCUCCUCAGAGUAUCGACACAUAAAGUGUAAUCUGAUGGUGGGUUUUUCUCCUAAGACUUAUAUUUGAAUGUCCGUUUUUCCCGUUCAUGUUGACACCACGUGAGUGACAGCAGUGACUGCGGCUCACAGCAUUUCUCAACCCGCCGUCCUCCUGAUGGUUUUCCACGAUGUGCCAAAGAGGGAGGGUGACAGGAUGCACAGCGCCGUUACUUUUCUUUCUGCAGUAUUUGAUAGUGAAGCAGACGAUGCUUUCUUGUAAAAGACAAACUGCACCCCAUCACACUCAGUCACGUUUCCACAAAGUCUGCAAAAAAAAAAAAAAAGUCUGAGGACGCAGUAUGAACCUGUACAAUGAAUUACUGAGAACAGGGCAGAGACUAAAUACAGAUGAAUUUUUGACGUGAAAAUGACACAUUUUUUCCAUUUUGACCACGUCCCUGGUGCGUUCAUCAAAAUCUUCAAGGCACUGUACAUUCUGAGUGUGACGGGGCCCUAAAGGGCUUCAAUUUGAAAAUGGUUCCUGUUGCCUUAAGAUUUUAAAAAAGCACAGAUUAAAUGAAAGAUAAAUUCAGUAGUUGCAGCAGAUGUGUGGAAGAAAUGUAACUUUUAACUUCUGGUAGGAAGCAUAAAAACUGGUAUAUGGGGCUUUUAAAGUAACGUGGAGUCAACACAGAUGUUGGGAUGUUUGAUCAGAUUUAAUCAACUCAAAAAUGAGCGUCUGCAGGUUGCAUCUUUUGCAGUUUGGUUUAUUUUGAGGAUAACUGGUUGCUUUGGCCUCUGGUGUUGGGAGCAACUCUUCGUCAAUCCACGCUGUUGAGUCUUCUUGUGUUGGAGCCUUCGGUCUCUGGUUGUAGCUUCUUCCUCUUGAUUCAGCAACCAGUUUAUUCUGACUUAAAGUGGAGGUUUGUUUUCUCCUCAGUCGUAGUUCCAGCGUUCUGGCACAUCCAGACCCUCUCUUUGGAUCUGCUGGUGCAGUAGCACUUAAUCAGCUCCAUGUCCAAAGUCCAGUCUGCGAAGGUCUUGUUCCAUCAGGUUGUCCUGGUUCCCCAACACCUGACACGGAGCUUUUGACCCGAGGCGACGUGCGAGCCAGUACAGCUUCAGUUUUAUGUCUGUUCCAAGGUAGCCUUGCAUUUCAGUUCUGUUAACUCGAGACUUGUUCAAACCAGAACUUUAGGCUGUCUCGCCAUCAUCGAGACAUCAGUCUGAGUCCUUGUCCCAGUGACGGGUGAUAGACCUUAAAUAAAUGCAUUUUUAACUCCAGUUUUGCACUUUGAUCUGUAGUUUUACUUUGGGCAGUGCUUAGCAGUCUGGUCUCCUAGGAAGAAGGUCCAGGAUUCCAAGCCCACCCACACCUGCUCUCCACAUCAGGAGGAGCGUCUGGCGAAAACUUGCCAGAUGAACUUGUGGCUUCAUACUGGAUCUGCUGUGGUGAUGCCAAAAGGAAUUUUAGAGUAUUUGUACUUUUCCUUGAAGCUACAAGGAAAUAAAGCUGAUAAUUUAGAGUUUUUCACUGCUUCACGAUUAUAGCCUGUUAAAAUAAUUCUAUUUCAUUUCCGUGCUUAUUCCACAUUGAAUAAUCAUCUGGAAAAUAAUCGUGCAGAUGUUUGUAGUAGAUGUAAGACCUGUAAAAUGUUUCCACGUCUCUUUCCAUUUAGUGUUCCUUUAAAAAUCUUCAUCCUCACUUUCAUGGAUCCCAGGAACUCAGUGACCCCCAAGAAGCCCUUUUGUUUUGGUCUCAAAAGAUGAAAAUCACUGAACUCUACAUUUUAAAAGGUCUUUUGCAGAAGAGCCUGACUUGUCCAUGGUGAGCUUAUCAACCCUCGCCCGGUUUUUGUUUGUGACCUUUGACAUAUCUUGGUAAUAAUUCCUUGCAUUUCCUUGGAGCCUGUAUUGUUGUCGUGCAUGUUGCAGCAUCACAGAGAUGUUAGGCUACAGUUGUUUUGUAUUAUUUUUGGUUUUUUUGGUUUUUUCGUUCACAUCAGGUAGUACAAGCGCGAUUGAUCACGUCACCACGUGGAGCAGCAGUGAGCUCGAUGCUCUGGUGUAGUCAGUGACUUAUCUGCGGUUUUGAUGCUUCCUGCUGGAGAUGAACAUCUUCAUGUAUCUGCUCCGUUAUAAAUCAAAUGCACUUUUCUGUAAAGGGAAUGUCACAGGGUUUUUACCAAAUUAAAAAAAAAAAAAAAAAUUAAAAAUGUGAAAAAUCAGUUUUAUUUAUACGCCCAUGUCCAAUUAAAUGAGUUUUGUUUUUUUUUAUUGAAAUGUAUUUCAAUAUAUGUAUUUUUAUAUUUAGACUGUGUCAGAUCUAAUGAUGCGUUCAGGAUUUAGUGUCAUUCGUAGGAACCUUUGAAAGCAGCUGGUUUUGCAGAUAUUACAGAAUUGGAAAUUAUAAAUGAAGACUGGGUGUAAAAUGAACUCUAAUGUCCUGCUGUGUGUUCAACACACACACACACACACACACACACGUCUGUCUCCGUAUGUGACUGGAUGCUACUCCCUGAGCAUCAGGUCGACGUCUCGUGAGUAAAACUUUGCAGAAUAACUGACGUGAAGCAAAGCAGCGUCGGACGUCAGAGUUCACUGUUAAAUCCAGUGAGACGACUUUUGUUUGUCCCCGGGUUCAGACAACCGGAUCUUCUUCAGCCAGCGUUGAACAAGUUUCUGGGCAAAGCUGCUAACGUAAAAAAAAAUGUAAGUGGUGAAAAUGAUUCAAUAUUUAAAUUGAGGCAGUCGGCGGUGAGUUCAGGAACCCUGUGAUAAACAAAUGAACAGAUUCAGAUAUUUAGAUUUAUACAUAAAUGUAUGAUUAUGUAUCAUGACAAGACUUGCAGUGCAACGUCUGUAUCAAACAUAUUUUAUAUAAAGUCUGUACAGAUGUAUUAAAAAACUAAUAAAUCCACAGUUUGUA